CGGCCGGCAGCGCUCGGACCGCGCUCGCCGGCGGCCCGGCCGUGCCAGCAUGUCAGCCGCCGUGGCGUGUCUGGACUACUUCGCCGCCGAGUGCCUGGUGUCCAUGUCCGCGGGCGCCGUGGUUCACCGCCGCCCGCAGGACCCCGAGGGCGCGGGCGGAGCCGCAGGCUCGGAGGUGGGUGCGGCGGCGCCGCCGGAGUCCGCUCUGCCGGGUCCGGGGCCACCGGGGCCCGCGUCGGUCCCCCUGCUUUCCCAGGUCCCCGCCCCCAGCCCUGGCGCGGGCGGCGCCGCGCCCCACCUGCUGGCUGCAAGCGUCUUGGCUGACUUGCGCGGCGGCUCUGGGGAGGGCUUCGGGGAGAACUCGGGGGAAGCUCUGCGCGCUUCGUCCGGCUCCUCCGGCCCCAGCCCGUGCUCCGCGUCCACCCUGCGCUCAGAGCCGGCCCCGGCCUCCAGCGCAGCCGAAGUCUCCAGGCCCGCGCACUCGUCCCGCGCGCUCGAGGUCCCCGGCGCGCCUGCCGCCUCCGGAGCGCCUGCGGUCCCCGGCGGGGUGUCUGGCGUGGCCCCUGGCGUGGGCCCCGCCCCCGCAAUGAGUCCAGGUGCCCGUCGGAGGCCGGUCACACCUGCUGCCAAGCGCCAUCGCUGCCCCUUCCCGGGCUGCAACAAAGCCUAUUACAAGUCGUCGCAUCUGAAGUCCCACCAGCGCACCCACACGGGCGAGCGCCCUUUCUCCUGCGACUGGCUCGACUGCGACAAGAAGUUCACGCGCUCCGACGAGCUGGCACGUCACUACAGGACGCACACGGGCGAAAAGCGCUUCUCCUGCCCCCUCUGCCCCAAGCAGUUCUCCCGGAGCGACCACUUGACCAAGCACGCCCGUCGCCACCCAGCCUAUCAUCCCGACAUGAUCGAGUACCGGGGGCGUCGUCGCACGCCCCGCGUCCACGCGCAACCCGCCAGCCUGGUGGACAGCUCCGGCUCCGUCCCCGACCAGGCGCCCAGCCUUACCGCCAGCCUGUCUGACAGUCAUUGCUGCUAGUCGUCCACCCAAGGACGAUCCCCCCAGGCCGUUUUCCCUGCCUUCUCUCUGCCCGUCCCUCUUUCCCAGUGUCGUUAGAACAAGGCACAGACUGGUUCCUGCGCUCUGAGGGUGCGUCCAGGCAGGAUUGUUGGACCUUGGGGAGGGACUGGGGACCCGGAAACAGCAGGAAUUCUUACGAAACGAAUGUCAUCCUAAGAGGGGGAGGGUUGCCUCAGGACAGCCCCCAGGAACUGGUGAGAAGGGAUGAACCCCGGAACUCCCCAGAGUCCUGAAGAUGAUCCCUUCCCUGGACGAGGAGGUGUGAAACUGGAAUUCUCAGGUGCCUGAGGAGCUCCCAGUCUCAGAGGACUCUGGUGUCUUACCCACCCACCAGGGCGGACCUUGACGAGGGUAUCAGGGGCGGCAGUCUUGGAAAUGGCCAGGACUGGAUUGGUGAGAGGCCUUUGGAAACAGAAAUGAUUUCUAUUUCUGUAAACAGCAAUGUUUACUAAUUUAUUUUUAGUAUCUUUUCAACAGGGAUCCCAGGUUGAUGGGAGGUUGAAGUUCUCCACUCCCCAAUAGCCCCAGCUACCUCUGCUAGGAGAGACCAUGUAAGAGUCCAUGUGGAUGUGUGGCUGGGAGAUGCUUCUUCUCGCCGUCUGGGGAAGGGUGCGAGUCUGCUCGGCAGGUCCUGUCGCGCGGGGCGGAGCCCUGCGCUUGCGUGGUAGCCUUUCUUCCUGUUUGGAUGCCUGCACGGGGAGGGUAACUUCUCGGCUCCCUCUCACAAUGAGAUGGAUUAGAAAUGUGGAAACAGCCAGAAAAUAAAGGGAUGGCCCAGGCGAGUUUCCCCCUUCACCCAGAGGGUGAGCCCAAGUGACUUUGGGUGAGAUAGGUCCAAAAACAAGAUUCAGGGAAAUAGGGCACGUGGUUCCAGCUGCCCACUAAAAGUAAUCUCAGGUGUGGUAGAUUCUGUUCAUGUCUUAAAGGCUAACUAGGGGAUGAUUUCUUUUGGGAUCUGUGCAGUUUUGUUUUAGCAGCAGGUGAGUUGGUGGUUUGAGGAGGGUGAGGCGAGAGUGGCUUCUUCCAAAGAUUUGGCUGCCCUGGGUUUGGGGGAAGGAAGAGCCAGGUGAAAGCUAUUAUCAGAUAAAAGGACCCUUCUCCCCAGCCCUUGGAGUCCCUCCAAGUUCCACCCUCAGGACCCCCUCUCCCCUAGUGCAGGACUUGAGCAUCAGCAGUAUUUAUUUUUUUCUAUGUGUAUCUCCGCUGCUAUGGAUGAAAUUGUCGGCCACUUUGCUUAUGUACGUGUGAAUGUGUAUACAUGUGACCUUGUUAUUAGAGAUGGGGCUAAAAGGCAUUUCCUGCUCUGGUAAGGUUCUCCUUGGCCCCCUUGUGAGUAUCUUGUAAUAGUCCAUCAGUCGCGCUUGUGGAGGAUGCUGUAAUCUCAAAGGACCGCAACAGGCAUGUAGUUAAACAAACCGCUUUCCGCUAUUUUGCAGAUGAAGACACUGAAGCCUAGAUAAGCUCAAAGUCACGUGCUAAAUUGCUGGCCAAAGCCAUGACUAGAACUUAGGUACCCGGCUUUCUAAGUGACUACCCCAUGCUCGAUUGUCCCACCUGCUUUCUCUCUGGGUCCUUAGUCAAAGGACACCACUUCCCCUUCCUGCUGUCAGAAAUCCCCUCGCUCCCUAUUCUCUGUCACUUCUGUGUUCCUUCAAAUGUUUGGUUCCCACUGAUGCCUUUGCCUGUUGUUGUUUAAUCUGAAAGCCCUUUUCUUGGCAGGUUGAGUCCAUUCCUUCUGUCCGUGUCAUGUGGACUCAAAGUGGAAAUGAAUCUUUGGCACUUUGGGAGAGAUUGAUUGUAUCUGUUGACCUGGUAAAUUAAUUUUCAAUGCCAAUUCUAUUCUUUCUCUGAUUCUGGGCAUUCUAGCUUCCUCUAGAGAAUGAAUGAUACGAACCUGACAUUGGGACUGUACUAAGUGCUUCUAUGCUGAGCGAGGGAAGAGUGCUUGGGGGGGAGGGACCCAAAGGGUACAGCCUGCGACCCUGAACAGGUUCAUUGUUUUCUGAUGUGAACUAAGUAGGGCAGGUGGGUCUCUCCUUGAGUUACAGAUGGGAAGAGGAGUCUGCCAAUUGUGGAGGGGUGGGUUUGUGGUGGGAAGAGUCCUCCCUUUGCUUUGUCUCCUCAGCUGGAACUGGAUAGGAAGGGCGCUCUGAGCCCCCUUCAGGACUGUGACUUUGCCUUUCGGUAGAAGGUCUACCGUUGGGUAGGCAGACCGAUGAAGCUAACAGAAGAGAGACUCCCACUGGCCGUUCUGGAUUCGGCUCCAAAAAGCUUGGCUUUUCCGAUCAUCCAUUGAUAAAUAACUUUUCAUUC
Molecule: messenger RNA, 3391 nt
Organism: Phyllostomus discolor (pale spear-nosed bat)
Lineage: Eukaryota; Metazoa; Chordata; Mammalia; Chiroptera; Phyllostomidae
Gene: KLF14
Product: Kruppel like factor 14
Exons: 1
Coding region: 50-1036 (328 amino acids)
Biological process (GO): regulation of transcription by RNA polymerase II
Molecular function (GO): DNA-binding transcription factor activity, RNA polymerase II-specific; RNA polymerase II cis-regulatory region sequence-specific DNA binding
Source: RefSeq, a predicted model, not a curated record